Messenger RNA from Solenopsis invicta (red fire ant), 760 nucleotides. RefSeq lists its product as uncharacterized. The coding region runs from base 1 to 585 and encodes 194 amino acids. The record is from RefSeq and is a predicted model, not a curated record. Lineage: Eukaryota; Metazoa; Arthropoda; Insecta; Hymenoptera; Formicidae. The transcript is spliced from 4 exons.
AUGAAGUUGAACUUCUACUGUUUGGAUUUGGAUUGUCCUGGACUGCCUUCAAAACUAGGCCCGCCAUCAUUAAAAUACAGCAGUUACUACGAUCAAAAGAAGUGUGUGCUCGAACGAUUUCCACAGGAUUUGUCAAAAUAUGUAGCUUUAAAAGAUCUAUUCAUAUCGCAAGACAAAUAUGUUAAAUCUACUUUGACAAAUCGUGAACAACCAUAUGAGCUCUUUUAUGAUCUCGGAUUGACUGCGGAUUGCAGUUUCAUAGAUGGAAACAGUUGUAAAAACAUGGAUAGAGAAUUUGAUACCACACAAAUAACAAAUUACAAAAUCGGACGUACAUUAAAUACUAUCAACACAAUAAAUGGAACUAACAUUAGUGAUUUGAAUAUAAAACUUCCAUUACAUAGUUUGGAUCAAAUGCAUAACGAAAAGAACGCAACCUCUGCACGCAUCGUCAAGACGUUCGAACAUCCCCACCCUGGCUAUGCGACACCCUCCCCAUCUUCUUAUGCUUUAGCCAAGCGUCAAGUCGUAACCCGUCCAAUUCGCAUUCGACCGACGUCUUGGUUUAAAGAAUCACGGGGAUAAGACUUUUGACGAUGACUUGAUUUCUGCCGACUGAUUGAACUAAGCCGCGGUUACCAGCAAAACUGCGUGUAACGUGGAAUAAAGCGAGAUAAGUGCAAGUGAUUUGCUCCGAUUCGUCGUUGUGCAUCAAGAGUUUAACUCCCGGGUGACAAAAUAUAACGUUGAAAGAAAGGAG